Messenger RNA from Trametes versicolor FP-101664 SS1, 408 nucleotides. RefSeq lists its product as uncharacterized. The record is from RefSeq and is a predicted model, not a curated record. NCBI's taxonomy places the organism in Eukaryota, Fungi, Basidiomycota, Agaricomycetes, Polyporales, Polyporaceae. The transcript has a single exon. The annotation marks the transcript as partial.
CGCGUUUGUCCGCCGCGAGGACGUAUCUCUCGCCUCUGGCGCGCUCUCACAACUCGAGGCUCGGGAGCGCACGGGCUGAGGCGCGGGGUGAAAUGGCGACCGCGUCGAUCGCCGCGAGGGUGCGAAUUCCGCGCAAUCGGAUUCCGCAAAGUCUGCGCGUGGAGAGCUCGCGCGAACACUCUGUGCAGCGCGUCGCCGUUCUCGCGAGGGCGUGAAUCUCACUGGUGGCGCGCUCGUGCAACUCUCGGCGGUGCGGCGGGCGAUUCGAGCGCCCGAGGGUGAUCAGCACAUACGCCCGUUUGGAGACUCCCUCGACCACGCGUUUUUCGAGUUUCCGUGCGCCUUCGUCGGUGGACGUGCUACGACACGAUUCCCAGCCUUGUAGAGUCGAUACAAAAUAUAUUUUGA